AUGUUCGGUCGCGUUGGAGGACAGGCGCUUCGCUGCGCUGCUCGUCGUCCAAUUCUGCGUAGAAAAUUAUGUGAUCGCCGAUUCUCUGCGCAGACUGGUGCCAAUACCACUGCUGCGUCUGCUCCUUCGCCGCUCGGGGGAAUCACCGUUGAGCUGGAUCGCAUAGCGCCGCGAUUCGAGAUUCCGGCUUCUCAGAUUACAAUUCUAGAUUCUCCGGCCAAUUUCUAUUCAACUUUGAAGAACAAAAUCCGGAAUGCGAAGCGACGCAUUUACCUUUCCACAUUGUACAUUGGCAAGACCGAGCACGAGCUUAUCGAGACGAUAUCCCAUGCCCUGCGCGAUAAUCCAGAUCUCAAAGUAUCUAUCCUCACCGAUGCGCUGCGAGGGACCCGAGAAACCCCGAAUCCAUCCUGCGCUUCGUUGCUGUGUUCGCUGGUAUCAGAAUAUGGAUCGGAGCGGGUAGAGAUUCGGAUGUUCCAUACCCCCAAUUUGACUGGUCUGAAGAAGAAAUGGAUUCCUAAGCGGAUCAAUGAAGGCUGGGGCUUGCAGCAUAUGAAGCUGUACGGCGUUGAUGAUGAGAUCAUUAUCUCGGGCGCAAAUCUUUCCGAAGACUACUUUACGAAUCGAUUGGACCGAUAUCAUGUCUUCGACUCCAAGGCGCUGGCAGAUUAUUAUGCGCGUAUUCAUCAUGCGGUCUGCAGCUUGAGUUUCCAGGUCUUGCCAGAUCCUCAUAACCACUCCGGAUACCUUCUGGACUGGCCUACCUCCAACGGUGCUCCUUCACCCUUGGACGAUCCACAAGAUUUCAUCGCAUACGCUUCAAAUGUGCUCAGUCCCCUCAUUCAAGCAUCCGACAACAAGCCAGCUCUUUCCUCUUCCUCUUCAAGCCAAACUUUUGUAUACCCCGUGGCCCAGUUUACUCCUCUCCUGAAACCCGACACCUCCACCGAAUUUCCCGCAGUCACAAGCAUCUUGCGCCUCUUGUCUGAAGCGCCCACAUUUGCAGGAGCUCGCUGGCUCUUCACCGCCGGGUACUUCAACAUCCACCCUGAUCUAUCUUCCCUUUUGAUCUCUAGCACAUCUACUGCUUCUGAGAAGCCUUCCACGACACAGGGUACGGUUUUGACUGCUUCUCCCUGGGCCAAUGGAUUCUACGGCUCUCCGGGUGUAUCUGGCAUGCUCCCCGCUGCAUACACACAUCUAUCGGCGCGCUUCCUCGACCGUGUUGCCGCCGCUCAGGCCACCAACUCUAUUCAGCUAAAGGAGUGGCGCCGCGGUACCGUGGGCACGCCGGAUGGGUGGACAUACCAUGCCAAGGGUCUCUGGGUGACCUUACCGCGCGAGGAACACCCUAGCCUCACCUUCGUCGGUAGUAGCAACUACACAAAGCGAAGCUAUAGCCUGGAUCUCGAGGUCGGCGCCCUUGUCGUCACAAAUGAUCAGGACCUGAAGCAAAAGCUGGGCAAUGAGACUCAGUGGCUUCAAGAGGACUCCAAACAGAUUUCAAGAGAGGACUUGAUGCGCACUGAGAGGCGUGUUGGCUGGAACGUACGUCUUGCCAUGUGGAUUGUUGAGAAGGUUGGCGGAGCUCUAUGAUACCUACCAUGUAAUAAUAUGAUGUAUUUGUACGUGUAAUAUUAGGACUUGUGAUUUACUACAUCCGGUUAGUUAAGGCCUAAUUGGUGAUGCCAGGACAAAGUGGCCUAUUAAGUGUAUAUUAGUCAAGUCAAUUUCGAGAAAGAGAGUACAGGACCUCAUGUUCAAAGAUGGC
Molecule: messenger RNA, 1771 nt
Organism: Penicillium subrubescens
Lineage: Eukaryota; Fungi; Ascomycota; Eurotiomycetes; Eurotiales; Aspergillaceae
Product: CDP-diacylglycerol--glycerol-3-phosphate 3-phosphatidyltransferase
Exons: 3
Coding region: 1-1596 (531 amino acids)
Biological process (GO): cardiolipin biosynthetic process
Cellular component (GO): mitochondrion
Molecular function (GO): CDP-diacylglycerol-glycerol-3-phosphate 3-phosphatidyltransferase activity
Source: RefSeq, a predicted model, not a curated record